GGAGCCUCUCCGCGGCCACCACGCUUCUCCCGCUGGAACCGGCGUCCAGCUUGGCUGCCCCUUGACCUUUUUCUGCAGCGCCUCUGGGCGCUCUGCGCCCCGCAACCCUGCUCGUUUCUCUUGAAAGCGGGCGGGGCGCUUUGCAGGAUCCCGCCGCCCCUCCACCCGGAUCUCGGGCCAGUGCUCCUCAGAGUGAGGUGCUGUCCGGACUCCUGCCCCGCCACCCCUGACCGCCGGGGGGUGCCCCAGGGUCGUAGCGCCGCGGAGAGGAGGAGGCAAAAGGGACCAUGCGGCGUCUGACUCGCCGCCUGGCGCUGCCGAUCUUCGGGGUGCUGUGGAUCACGGUGCUGCUGUUCUUCUGGGUAACGAAGAAGAAGUUGGAGGUGCCGACCGGACCCGAAGUGCAGACCCCCAAGCCUUCUGAUGCUGACUGGGAUGACCUGUGGGACCAGUUUGAUGAGCGGCGGUAUCUGAACGCUAAAAAGUGGCGCGUUGGUGACGAUCCCUAUAAGCUGUAUGCUUUCAACCAGCGGGAGAGUGAGCGGAUCUCCAGCAAUCGGGCUGUCCCGGACACUCGCCAUUUGAGAUGCACCCUGCUGGUAUAUUGCACAGACCUCCCACCCACCAGCAUCAUCAUCACCUUCCACAACGAGGCUCGCUCUGCCCUGCUCAGAACCAUCCGCAGUGUAUUAAACCGCACCCCUAUGCAUCUGAUCCAGGAAAUCAUAUUAGUGGAUGACUUCAGCAAUGACCCGGAUGACUGCAGACAGCUCAUCAAGCUGCCCAAGGUGAAAUGCUUGCGCAAUAAUGAACGCCAAGGUCUGGUCAGGUCCCGGAUCCGGGGUGCUGAUGUGGCCCAGGGCACCACUCUGACUUUCCUGGACAGCCACUGCGAGGUGAACAGGGACUGGCUCCAGCCCUUGUUGCACAGGGUGAAAGAGGACUAUACACGGGUGGUGUGCCCUGUGAUUGAUAUUAUUAACCUGGACACCUUCAACUACAUCGAGUCUGCUUCAGAGCUCAGAGGGGGAUUUGACUGGAGCCUCCACUUCCAAUGGGAGCAGCUCUCCUUAGAACAGAAAGCUCGGCGCCUGGACCCCACUGAGCCGAUUAGGACACCAAUCAUAGCUGGAGGGCUCUUCGUGAUCGACAAAGCCUGGUUCGAUUACCUGGGGAGAUAUGACGAGGACAUGGACAUCUGGGGUGGGGAGAACUUUGAAAUCUCCUUCCGAGUGUGGAUGUGCGGGGGCAGCCUAGAAAUCAUCCCCUGCAGCCGGGUGGGGCAUGUCUUCCGGAAGAAGCACCCGUAUGUUUUCCCUGAUGGAAACGCCAACACCUAUAUAAAGAACACCAAGCGGACAGCUGAAGUGUGGAUGGAUGAAUACAAGCAAUAUUAUUAUGCUGCCCGGCCUUUUGCUCUGGAGAGGCCCUUUGGGAACAUUGAGAGCAGACUGGACCUGAGGAAGAAUCUGCACUGCCAGAGCUUCAAGUGGUACCUGGAGAAUGUCUAUCCAGAACUCAGAGUCCCCAAGGAGUCUUCCAUCCAGAAGGGCAACAUCCGACAGAGGCAGAAGUGCCUAGAAUCUCAAAAGCGGAACAACCCAGAGAUGCCGAAUGUAAGGUUGAAUCCCUGUAUCAAGUUCAAAGGCGAGGAAGCAAAGUCCCAGGUGUGGGCCUUCACAUACACUCAGCAGAUCAUCCAGGAGGAGCUGUGCCUGUCAGUCAUCACCUUGUUCCCUGGCGCCCCUGUGGUUCUUGUCCUUUGCAAGAACGGAGAUGACCGACAGCAAUGGACCAGGACUGGGCCCCGCAUCGAGCAUAUUGCAUCCCACCUCUGCCUAGACACAGACAUGUUCGGCGAUGGCACCGAGAAUGGCAGGGAAGUCGUUGUCAACCCAUGUGAGUCCUCACUUAUGAGUCAGCACUGGGAGAUGGUGAGCUCUUGAGGACUUUUGUGGAAUCCAGUAUGGGCUUCAGGGUCGUGUUUCCCUACACCAGAACAGAUUGGAAGCCCACCCACAAGGACUCCAGAUGCCCUGGCCUAGGAGGCAGAGGCAAAGCCUCCAGGACAAGAGCACUGUCUCAGGGAGGAAAGAGGAAAAGAUGGUGAGCCAGCUGGGCUCCAAGACAAAUUCUUACGUUCUUAAUGCCGUUCGGUUCAGUUCUGGCCGGAGCUUCUUCUGAUGGAUAUCUGGAUACAGAGAUCUAAUAGAAGUAUGUGUUUUGCCUUUUUUUCAAGAGUCACUCUACAGAGAGCAAGGCCUUCCUUGUAACCAGGCCAAGACUAAAUUUAGAGCUGAACAAUGAAGGUUGUUUUCAAAGCAAAUAAAGAUUACUUUAGACAUUGUC
This is a messenger RNA of Tupaia belangeri chinensis (Chinese tree shrew), 2349 nucleotides long. It is a transcript of the gene GALNT14, whose product is annotated as polypeptide N-acetylgalactosaminyltransferase 14. Gene Ontology annotation, biological process: protein O-linked glycosylation. The record is from RefSeq and is a predicted model, not a curated record. NCBI's taxonomy places the organism in Eukaryota, Metazoa, Chordata, Mammalia, Scandentia, Tupaiidae. Gene Ontology annotation, cellular component: Golgi apparatus. The transcript has 15 exons. Bases 288 to 1946 code for a protein of 552 amino acids. Gene Ontology annotation, molecular function: polypeptide N-acetylgalactosaminyltransferase activity.